Prorocentrum cordatum is the source of this 1693-nucleotide messenger RNA. The record is from the annotation of a GenBank genome assembly. Lineage: Eukaryota; Dinophyceae; Prorocentrales; Prorocentraceae.
GUUGUUCGAAAGUGUGACCUUGUGCGUAACCGUCCAACAUUUGCAUGAAUGGAAUGGAAGGUCCGUAGCCAUUUUGGCUCAAGGGUAUCGAGGGCACUAGGCGCCUGGGGCCGCGGGGCCGGCCCUGCCGCGAUGCUGGGCGCCGGUGUGCUCGGGAGUGGGCGCGAGAGGGAGGAGGUGGUGUUCGAGUUCAACCCGCCGCAGAGCCCGGUCGCGCAGGCCUCUGGGGCAGGCGGCCGGGCCGCGGCGGGGCCGGGGGCGGCGGCCAAGAGCGAGGACGUGGACAGCUCCGCCACGCCCGCCAGAGAGGCCUUCGACGCCUUUGCCCGGCGGGAGGCCGGUGCGGUGGAGGCCGCCGCGGAGAGCGGGGCCCGAGGGGGCAGGCCCCGCCGCAGGGACUACGAGGCCUUCGGGUCCAAGCCAGCGGCGCAGAAGUUCGAGCCGCCAGAGCAGCGGCUCGUCCGCCUCCAGGCCGAGGUCGCGGAGCUCUUGCAGUUGGCCGAGGGCUCCGCCGCCUCGGGCAGCCCGGAGGAGGCGGCCGACCAGUUAGGCAUCGACCCUGCUGCGAUGAGUGCCGAGCUCAAGGUGCUGGAGCAGCGCCUGGGCGGCUUGGCGCGCGACGCACCAGCGUCUUGGCGUCAGGCUGAGGGCGACGGCGAGCAGGUCGUCGGCAUCAGCCCAAUGUCUGGGUCGCUCGUGAGCCAGCUGCAGAAGCUCGCUACGGGCAGUGCGCCUCCCGCGGCCUCCGGCGGCAGCGGGGACGGGCGCGUCACCUACGAGCUCAGCUAUGCCCCGAGUACCGCGGCAAUUGUGGAGAGCUCCAAGAUCGCGGCCCUGGAGAGCAGCAUUGCGGACAUCGAGAAGCAGCUCGGCGUGCUCGACCCGUCAUGCCCCUUCUCGGACCUGCAGAGCGCCGUGACCCUGCUGCAGAAGCGGGUGUCCCUGCUGGACAGCAAGAAGCUCGACAGCAUCAGAACGGGUGUCGACAAGGAAGAGCUGCAAGGUGGAAGUGGAGACCGAGAUCUAGACCGCAAGGUCUCCGAGCUGUACGAGUUUUGCCACCGGUGGAGUGCCACGGCCGACUCGCUGCCGACGAUAGUCGCCCGGCUGCGGUCCCUGCAGGCCAUCCACCAGCAGAGCGCCUCCUUCGCAGCGCGACUGGCUGCCCUGGAGAAGCAGCAGGACGAGCUUCAGAAGCUCCUCGAGACGACCAACACGGCCGUCAAGGAGCUCGGCCGUGGGUUGCAGGAGAACAUGACUAUCGUUAGAGAUAGUAUGACGAGCUUCGAGGACAAGAUGAAAAAGGCAUUGGGCUGAGUUUGGCGGCGGGCGGUGGUGACCUGGUGUCGCACAGUCCCGUUCUCCUUCGUGUAGUGCCGCGUGAGUUUGCUUGCGGUCUCUGUCAUUCUCGCUCUCGCUCGUCUCACUUUGAACCGACGUUCUCGUUCUCCUUCUCGCCCCCCGCCGCCCGUCCUCCCCAUGUCCCACCCCGCGGCGCGGGCCGCCUCAGCGAGUCUCGGGGGCCCCGCGGCCCCGCGCCUCCCGCGCGUGCUCUCCGCGCGCGGCGCCCGCGCGGCGCGCGCUGCGCGCGCGGCGCGCGCUGCGCGGGGCCCCUUCGGGGACCCGAGUCCUCGAAGCUGCCGUGGCGCGCACGCGGGGCGCUCGGGGCUGGCCGUGGCAGGGUGUUCGCUCA